GUACGGCGAGAGGAGCCGGCCCUUCACCGUGGCACACUUCGGUGGGGAGGAGAACCCCGAGCUGCCCCAGCAGAUCAGCCUGGCCGUGGGCAGGGCAGCCCUGGGCUAUCACUCCAGCAGCUCCUCGGACGAGGAGAGCUUCAGCAGGGAGCCCAGAGCCAUCCCCACCGUCAGCAACCCCAACAGCAUCUACCAGUUUGGCGACUUCUGCCCGGCUCCCUGGUGGCAGUACCUGCACAGGAAGCCCCACCUGGCCGAGGGCUCCCACCCUGGCCAGCACAGGGGCUACAGGAGCUACAGACCCACGGCCGCCUUCGCUGGCCCUCGGGUGGACAGGUACCACUGGAUCAACACCAAGAGGUAGAGCCGGGGCUCCUCGGCGCCUUUGGAGCCCUGAUUUCGUGAGGGGGUGAAGGCUGGCACUGCAAAACCUCAUAAAAAACAGCACUUCCUGUCUGAUCCCCGGCUCUGACUCUGUAUUUGGGAAUAUUUUUGGGG
Zonotrichia albicollis (white-throated sparrow) is the source of this 498-nucleotide messenger RNA. Lineage: Eukaryota; Metazoa; Chordata; Aves; Passeriformes; Passerellidae. The record is from RefSeq and is a predicted model, not a curated record.